Messenger RNA from Morus notabilis, 429 nucleotides. RefSeq names its product calcium-binding protein PBP1. The record is from RefSeq and is a predicted model, not a curated record. The transcript has a single exon. The coding region runs from base 76 to 426 and encodes 116 amino acids. Gene Ontology annotation, molecular function: calcium ion binding. Lineage: Eukaryota; Viridiplantae; Streptophyta; Magnoliopsida; Rosales; Moraceae.
CGGCCUUUCCGCAAGUCCAACUAUAUUAUAAGGAAGCUUUCUACGUACGUACUCUAAAAUUUUUUUUUCCUCAUCAUGGCGUUCCAAAACGGCCGGGUAAUGUUCGAGGAUUUCUUUCCGACGAUGAUCGAAAAGUUGGGAGCGGAAGGGUUCGUGAAGGAGCUGUGUAAUGGCUUUCGUUUGUUAAUGGAUGAAGACAAGGGAGUGAUCACGUUUGAGAGCUUGAAAAGGAGCUCGGAUUUGCUUGGUUUGCAAGGCUUGAGCGAUGAAGAAGUAACGUGCAUGCUUAAGGAAGGUGAUUUGGAUGGAGAUGGAAACUUGAAUGAGAUGGAGUUUUGUACUCUCAUGUUUAGGUUAAGCCCUGCCUUAAUGCAAAGCUCCAACGAGUUGUUGAAGGAAGCUUUGAAUAAGAAUGGUGAUGUUUAAUCA